Quercus robur (English oak) is the source of this 798-nucleotide messenger RNA. RefSeq lists its product as uncharacterized. Bases 1 to 798 code for a protein of 265 amino acids. The record is from RefSeq and is a predicted model, not a curated record. The transcript has a single exon. NCBI's taxonomy places the organism in Eukaryota, Viridiplantae, Streptophyta, Magnoliopsida, Fagales, Fagaceae.
AUGCAGAGUUUCAGGGAUGCUUUGGACUACUGUAGACUGAAAGACCUGGGUUUUAAUGGCUACCCUUUCACUUGGUGUAAUCGUAGACCGGGUGAUCAAAAUACCUGGAUUCGGUUAGAUAGGGGUGUAGCAACCAUUGAUUGGAUUUUGAAAUUCCCCACCUCCCGCAUUCAUCAUCUAGAUGCUUUCCAUUCUGACCAUAAGCCGCUGUUGCUUUGUUCGGAUUCUGAAUUCAGGCGAUUUUAUAGAAAGGGUAAACCAUUUCGAUUUGAAGCUAUGUGGUUAAAAGAUUUAUCUUGUGAAACUGUGAUUAAGGAUUCUUGGGGUGAGCAAGCUGUGUCAGAGUCAGUUUGGGGUUUUCAACAGAAGAUUGUGGCUUGUCAACUCAAUUUGAAGAUGUGGGAUAAAAGAAGCUUUGGGCAUGUCCGUAAUUCCUUGAAAAAGAAGCUUAAUGAGUUGCAAGAAGCUGAAGAAGGUGGCUGUUAUCGAACUAACCCGAGGAGAAUUUACAUACUGAGGGAAGAAAUUCAAAAGUUGAAAAAUAGGGAAGAAUGCAUGUGGAAGCAACGAUCCCGGAAUGCUUGGCUUAAGGAAGGAGAUAGCAACUCACGGUUUUUCCACUGUAGGGCAAACCAAAGAAACCGACGGAACUUCAUUGCCGGUUUGGAGGAUAGUGAUGGGGUGUGGAGAGAAGAUGAAGGCCGAAUGGGUGGUAUUUUUGAGCAAUAUUUCAGGGACAUUUACACCACAUCAAAUCCUUCAGGCUUUGAAGAUAUUAGUAUAUUUCAAUUACCAUAG